CACGUGGUGAGGAUGCCCUUCCACGCCGCGGUAGCAAACAUGGCUGCACUCUUGAGAUCAGCGCGGCUACUCAAAAUAUCGCCUUCUGGCUUGCUCCACAUCACGGCGACCAGCAGAAACGGGCCGCCGCUCGGCCGGCUGUACAGUGGAGCCCUCGGCGGCAGCAGGACCGGUGGUUGUGCCCGUCUCAGCAGCCCUGCCUCCGAAAAUGCGUCCAGCAGUUGCGUUUGGCCGCAUGCAGUGGGGUGUGUGCGUGGCUAUGCCCUGGCUUCAGACACAAAGAAUACGGUCAGUGUUGAGUUGCAGUCCAAGCAGACACAUCAGUUUGACUGGGCUCUGGCCAAGCUGGACCACUCUGUGAGGAGGACUGGCCGCAUCACCAAGACACUGCUGCUCAGUGUCUUCCAUGAUAUCUGCAGUACAGGUUAUCACAAUGGUAACCAGGCCUUGUUGCUCCUGCGGAGCUGUGGGUCCCUGCUGCCUGAGGUGCCUCUGGAGGAACGCACUGUGCUGGUGCACAGCAUGUGGGAGAAGUUACAGGAGUUAGGUGUACAGUUAGAUGUUAGUCACUACAACGCCCUGCUAAAGGUUUACCUGCAGAAUGAGUUCAAGUUCUCUCCCACUGACUUCCUGACCAAGAUGGAAGCAGCUAAAGUCUACCCCAACAGAGUUACCUACCAGAGACUCAUAGAAGCCUAUUGCCAAAAUGGGGACAUCGAGGGAGCCAGCACCAUAUUGGGUUUCAUGAAGACCAAAGGUUUACCCAUCACUGAGGCUGUUUUCAACUCCCUGGUGACAGGCCAUGGUCGCGCAGACGACAUCGAGAGUGCAAAGAGCAUCCUGUCUGUGAUGCAGGGAGCAGGAAUUGAACCAGGUCCUGACACUUAUUUAUCAUUGCUUACCAUCUUUGCUGAAAAGGGAGACCUGGAUAGUCUGGAAAAGACCAAUGAGGAAGCAGAGAGCGCAGACUGCAGUCUAAUGGACAGGGACAUCAUGCAGGUCAUCUUCACGUUGGCUAGAGCUGGACACCAGCAGCACAUCCCAAACAUGGUUGAGCGCUUGAGGCAUGAGAAACGUUUCCUGCCAGAUUUUAUGAACUUGUGUCUGAGCCUGAUCACGCAGGGCGAGGAGGACACUGCUUUUGACAUCCUGAAGAGUUUCCCUACUCUUGAGCCCAAUAGUUACAACACUGACUCCCCCAACAUUGGCAACUUCUUCCUCAGACACUGUGUCAAUAUGAAUACGGCAGUGGCGAAGAUCAGGCGUUACUGCAAAGAGCUCCAGGAGUCAAAUCGGCACAGGGACCCACUCACCUUCUCUCUGAAUUGUUCUCUGGAGGCUAAGAACUUUGAUAUGUCUUUAGAGCUGAUGAAGAUAUUGAAGGAGCAGGGCUUACCCGUAAAGUCACACUACUUCUGCCCCCUCCUCAGUCAGAAUGUGAAGGACAAAAACUCAGCUGGUGUGUUGGAGGUGGUGAAGGGCAUGCAAGAACUCUCCGUGUCCCCUGAUGUUGAUACAUUUUCCAAAUUCAUCCUCCCUGCUUUCCCCAGCACGGAGGCAGCUCGACAGGCCCUCAUGAAUGCAGGUAUCCCUGUGGACUCUGAGGCCUUCUUGUCUGUAGAGGUUCACUCCUUGGCAGUUAGCGACUUGGGCAAACUCUACAAUUUAUUGUCAGAUCCCUCCUUCCCCCCGUUGGAGCAUAACAUUAUCCGGCACAGCCUCAUCCUGGGCUUCAGGAAGUCUGAUGAUGUGGAGAGCAUGGCAAAGAUUACAAAGCUCUUAUUCCAAGACAAGCGCUUCAGCGUGAGUGGCUCCAUGCCUGCUGAAAGGGCAUCGUACUUCUUGUACUAUCUGUUCGACAACAUGACAAAGAUGGACGUGCAGGCAGAGGAACACAAACUGCGGAAAUACUUAAAUCGGUUACAUUCUCAGAAAAUAACCAUUCCAGAAGGCAUCUGUAAAGGCAUCACGAACCAACUGCAAUCUUACAAUGUCCCAAAGCUCAUAGAGGAUGUAACGGCCUUGAUGAGCCAAGGAUACGGAGCGUCCAGUGACUCUUUGUCACCCGAUGUCCGUGUUGCUGGAACUGAGGCUAAGGUGGCGAGGCUUUUGAAGAAAUUAGCCAAACUGAAAGCCGAGGACAAACCAAUUGGCACCGUCCUCAACAAUAUCAUCCAUGCUCUCUGUGUUGAGGAGAACCUGCAGCACGCCCUUGAGCUGAAGCAGCAGCACAAGGAAGAGAUCAUAGUCACCAACUACACCUCCCUCAUCUACCUGUGCUGUCGCCAAGGCAAUGUGGAGGAGGCGCUCAACCUUAAGAGGGAAAUGAGUUGUAAGGACUCAUCAUCUAUUCUGGAUAGCAAUAAAUACAUUGCACUGGUCAGGGCGCUUUCCAAUAAUGGCAGAGUGGAGGAGGCAGUGGACAUCCUGAAGGAGAUGAAAGAGAAGGAAGUGGUGCUGACUGACACACACACCAACCUGCUCUUCCACACAUUGAACAGCCUAGUGGGCAAAGGGGGUGUCCCCAUCAUCCGACGACUGCAGGACACCAUCUUUGCCCUUGGUCUGACCAAGCCCUCUGCCAAUCUCUGUUCACCCCUGAUUACAGCCUAUCUGGAGAGUAAGGACCUGUCCGGAGCUCUGGAGGCAGUGAUUGAUAUUCAGAAGCGCUACAACCACAUGCCUCAAAUUCACAACAUCCUCGUUGGUCUUGUGGAAAACGGAGAAACUGAAUUGCUGCAGAAAGCCAUUGGUGUUGUGAGUCAGGAGCGAGGGGAGAUGAAUAUGUUCUAUGGUCUGUUCUUUGCAUUCCUGCAGACAGGUCGCAUUCGGGAGGCUCGUAAGAUUAUUGAGACCCAGGGUCUGAGGGCAAGGCCUGCACGCAUUCAGUGGUUUGCAGAGAAAUGCAUUUAUGCCAACCAGAUGGAAACCUUGCAGCAGAUGGUAGACAUGACAGCCCAGCUGUUUGAUUGCGACCGAGAUGAGAUGUACAGUUACAUCCUCCGUCUCUGUAAGGAGACCAAUAACUUGGAGAAGGCAGAGGAGGUGUGGACAAAAAUGCAGGAGGAGAACAUCAUUCCCAGGGAGAGGACCCGGCGUAUGCUGGCAGACAUAAUGAAGAAUAAUGGCCAUGAGGUUCCCUUUGAGGUGCCUGAGACCUGGUAUGACCAAGCUGCUACCACAAAGUCAGCAGUGACCCCCAUCACAGCUGAAAGUAAUACUGAAUACCAGGCCAAUCUGUCAUCCCUCUGUAAGAAGGGCAAAGCCAAAGAGGCCUAUAAGGUGCUUAAGGAAGCUGAAGAAACGGGUUUGACACUAACCGCUUCUCUAUAUGACCUCACAAUCUGUGCGCUGUUGGCUCAGGGAGACUUUAAGGAUGCCAUGGCGGUCAAGGACAUUGCUUUGUCUCGUGUGCCAGACUUCCAGCUGACUAACAACGCCAACAAUUUGCUCAUCAUCGCACACAUCAAGAAAGGCCGGGCCAAUAAUGCUCUUGAGACACUGAAGUUUAUGAUGCAGAUGGGCCACAUUCCCUCGCAUCCUGCCAUCAUGAAGCUGGUUAAUGCCCUGGGUGGCGAUGGCAACAUAGCGGGUAUCCAGGAAGUGGAGUCACUGAUGAAGGGCCUUGACACAACCUUGAACAUAUCCAGGAUUUUUGUCAACAACAAGGCUCUGGCACACAUCAAGAACGAUGAUAUGGAGUCAGCAGUAGAGUUGCUGGAGUCAGUGUACACCAGUCCAGACACCCAACACAACAGUAUUUCCUUUGUCUUCGCAAAGGUCAUAGAAGAUGGCAACGACAAAGCCUUAGACACGUUGAGCGCUAUGGCAGAGCGGCUAGCCAACCACUUUGCCUGCUACAGACCAGCUACAGACCUAUUCCUCCAGCUGCUGGAUAUGGACAAAUAUGAGGAGGCCAAGUUCAUGCUGGCUCGCUGUAAUGCCCUGGCUGAACAGAAUGACACGCUGAGAUCCUUUAUGUCUCGAAAGGCUAAGACUCCUGGACAGGUGGGAAAGCUCAAGGCCCUGCUAAGCCUGAUUCCAGACUUCACAAAUAAGCAGUUAUCCUCCUUUUACCUGAUGAAAUGUCACUAUUUGGAUAAUGACUUGGUGUCAGCCAAGGCUUUGCAUGAGCAGAUGCAGAAGGAGGGAAUGGUCAUGGAUAAUGUGUCACUCAAACGGCUGGCUGUGCUGUACCGCAAUGCAGGAGAGACGGCGCCCUUCCCUGAGCCCUCUAAGUCCUUCAAGUUUUAUACAGACCAGCUAAAAGGCACAGUGACAGUGGUGUGAAGAUCCACCCCUCUCUCAUCUUACAUCAGCCCAGAUCCCACUGUUUUCUUCCUUUGUCUGUCUUUUCUUUUACAUAAGUUGUUUGAAAUUUUGAGUAUUAUGUGUUGGAACUGUUCAACUAUGUCCGCUGCGAAAAUUGAUAAUGUUGAUGAUGAUGUUGAGAAUGUACUGAAGUAUUUAAGCUAAUAAAUCAAUUUAGGAAUCCA
Molecule: messenger RNA, 4496 nt
Organism: Scophthalmus maximus (turbot)
Lineage: Eukaryota; Metazoa; Chordata; Actinopteri; Pleuronectiformes; Scophthalmidae
Gene: lrpprc
Product: leucine-rich pentatricopeptide repeat containing
Exons: 38
Coding region: 13-4290 (1425 amino acids)
Molecular function (GO): protein binding
Source: RefSeq, a predicted model, not a curated record